This is a messenger RNA of Durusdinium trenchii, 1079 nucleotides long. NCBI's taxonomy places the organism in Eukaryota, Dinophyceae, Suessiales, Symbiodiniaceae. The record is from the annotation of a GenBank genome assembly.
GUUGGAUCAUUGGCAAAGGCAGAAACAGUGGACUCCGAAUGUGUGCAGUCGGAAACUCAGGAGGAGCACGAGCCCAUUGUGGUGCAGGAUGAUUCUAGCUUGGAGAGUUCUUCGAGUGAGGCACAAUUUGACCUCAGGAUUAGUGAGUGCAAGGUUCCGGAUAACAUCAGAGAUGCUUUGAAAGCAAAUGGCAUUACCACACUUGCUUCCUUGUCCUAUAGUUUUGGGCAACCUGGACAAGUUAUUGAUCAAGAUGCUUUUGCAGCUUGGGCCAGGUCCUUAGAGCCUAGAGCUGCGUUAGGAGGAGUGGCAAAUUUGAGGAGAUUGGUAUUUGAAAGCCAAACCCAGCUUCUGGCCAUUCUCAGGGAUCAGGUGACCUCGGCGGACACGACCACCAGGAAAAUCCCGCAAGCAGAAAGAGAAUCAAGAAUGAACUUGGUCAGGCAGCGCUUGACAGGUGUGUUGGUGAGCGGCUCAAUGGAACCAGGCCACUCCCUCUUGGAUUCAGUGAUGCACAUGGUGGAUAAGAAUCAGUUGAAGUAUUUGCCUCCUGAACGCUGUGUCUCAAGGGUUCACGAACUCACGUCUUUGAAGGCACCAGACCGUAUGCUUGACAUUGAGGCGAACAAGAUCGUGGUCAAGGAUAAAGAUGAGAAGCUCGAGGUUCCGGCGCACACUUCUUUGCAGGUCUUGGAGGCCAUGAAACGUCGUGGCAUCGCCUUAGACUUCGGAGAUUGCAUGGGUUUUGUGGAACAUGACACAUACGUUCAAGCCCUUUUUGCGCAUUUGCAUCGUGAACCACCUCCCGGUUACCAACGUUGCACAGUCGCUCAAUUGGUCAGUGCUGAUAAAGAGGCUUGGAGGAAAGCGAUUGAGUUGAAUGUGAAGCCCAAGAGGGAUCAUACGGGGGCUAGACCCCUGGACCAUCAGCUGAUGGCUGCGCUCACGUCAUAUGAGGUUUCGUUCACCCUGAUUCCCUUGCCCAUGAAGGAAACUGCGUAUCCAUUGCAUCUGGCGUAUGAGAUCGCUCAUGCCUUUGCUCAGGAAGCAGUGACACGAGGUUGGCAGCCGCCGGCUGG